CUUGACUUUUGACAGGCUCGACAUCCCUCCACCAGCACUUUGGCAGCAGCAUUCAGCCGCUCCCUCUUUCCCGCACGUCGCAAACAGCUAUCGAGUGGUGUCUGACUUUUUGAGAGAGGGAAGACUUUUCAAAAAUUCAACAUGGCGUUGAUUGUCGACAAGCAUCGACCAAGGUCUUUGGACCAACUCUCAUACCACACAGAGCUCUCCGAGCGGCUGAGAUCACUCGCUCAAAGUGGCGACUUCCCUCACCUCCUUGUCUACGGACCAUCGGGCGCCGGCAAGAAGACCCGCAUCGUGGCGACGCUCAAGGAGCUGUUUGGCCCGGGCGUGGAGAAGAUCAAGAUCGACGCGCGCGUGUUCCAGACGACCUCCAACCGCAAGCUUGAGUUCAACAUAGUCGCCUCCGUCUACCACCUCGAGAUCACGCCCAGCGAUGUGGGCAACUACGACCGGGUCGUGGUGCAGGACCUGCUCAAGGAGGUCGCGCAGACCCAGCAGGUCGACCAGGCCGCCAAGCAGCGCUUCAAGGUCGUCGUCAUCAACGAGGCUGACCACCUGACGCGCGACGCGCAGGCGGCCCUGAGACGGACGAUGGAGAAGUACAGCCCCAACCUGCGUCUGAUCCUGCUGGCGAAUUCGACGGCCAAUAUCAUUGCGCCCAUUCGCUCGCGGACGCUGCUGGUGCGGGUUGCGGCACCCACGCACGAGGAGAUCUGUUCGGUCCUGGCAUCGUCAGCGGAGAAGGAGGGCUGGCCUGUGGUCAAGGGCCUACACCAGCGCAUUGCAGAGGAAAGCGGCCGGAAUCUGAGGAGGGCCUUGCUCAUGUAUGAGGCCGUUCACGCGCAAAACGAGAAAGUUACCGAUUCGACGAAAUUGCCACCCCCGGAUUGGGAGGCUCUCAUCCAACAAAUUGCCAGAGAGAUCAUGGAGGAGCACACGCCCGCCCGGGUGCUGGUGGUUCGGGCCAAGCUUUAUGAUCUGCUCUCGCAUUGCAUCCCGGCUACGACCAUCCUGAAGACUCUCACAUUCAAGCUUCUGCCCUUGAUCGAUGACGCCCUGAAAGCCGACGUCAUAAAAUGGUCGGCAUUCUACGAGCACCGUAUCAAGACAGGCACCAAGGUCAUUUUCCAUCUCGAGGCCUUUGUGGUGAAGUUCAUGCGGAUAUUGGAGAUGUAUCUGAUGAGCAUGGAUUUCUGAAGCGUGACGUCGAACCUUGAGAAUCGACUCUAAUAGGAGUAGCCGUCUCACUCGUGGCGUUGCUACAAAAGCACGGCUGCAUGGAAUCGAGUGGCCGGGCGCCUCGGACUUGUGAGGCUGCACGAGUUUACACGGGCUGUGAGGAUACAUGAUUAUGAUCGGCGCACCAGUUCCAUCAAGCAGGAGGGUGUUCAGGACAAGGCGUUCUUGAGAGGGUUAAAAAUGCCUGGAGGAAUUGUUCGCUUGAAGCUCGCUCGUAUCCGGCGAGCCAGCGGCCUAAUUGCGCCAGAGGCCACUGAAGCGAAGAGCUUGUCCUGGUCGCAGUGGUCGAGCGGCCUCGCAUUUGUUGGGAGACGUGCAACCCUGCCGCAGUAUGCGAGCAUUUUUGUGCACCGCGGAGAAUAUAUGCUGCACCGCAAAGUGCUGGCGGGUUGGAGUAGCCCCAUAGGUCCGAUUGCGCAGCAGAGACGCUGUGGGUCUUUGGUGCAGUCGCAUGCUGCAUGUAACAUUGACUAGGACCUGUGGGACAACAAUGCAGGCGCGCUUCGAAGCCCACAGGAAUAGACCCUGGACGGAUUUGGUGGUUGCCAUCAAGCAAAUGAAAUACAGAAAUAAAUUUGUUCGCUCUUCAA
Messenger RNA from Diaporthe batatas, 1832 nucleotides. RefSeq names its product replication factor C subunit 5. The transcript has 3 exons. Gene Ontology annotation, biological process: DNA repair; DNA-templated DNA replication. Gene Ontology annotation, molecular function: ATP hydrolysis activity; DNA clamp loader activity; DNA binding. Gene Ontology annotation, cellular component: Rad17 RFC-like complex; Elg1 RFC-like complex; DNA replication factor C complex. The coding region runs from base 142 to 1200 and encodes 352 amino acids. Lineage: Eukaryota; Fungi; Ascomycota; Sordariomycetes; Diaporthales; Diaporthaceae. The record is from RefSeq and is a predicted model, not a curated record.